AUGAGCCAAGUCUCUCUUCAUUCCCUCGCGCCGUUCUCUUCAGUUUCUCUCCUCAAGAAACUUGUAUCGUUUCCAUUUCCUUUGCUUGCCUCUCGCUCUCUUGCACUCCCAACACGCGCCCCUCCUUCCUAUCUCCGCCUCACCCUCCGUCCUUUCUCUCUUAGAGCAAUGGCAUCACACAUUGUUGGUUACCCUCGGAUGGGACCCAAGAGGGAGUUAAAGUUUGCAUUGGAAUCUUUCUGGGAUGGUAAAAGCAGUGCCGAGGAAUUGCAGAAGGUGGCGGCAGACCUCAGGUCAUCCAUCUGGAGGCAGAUGUCUGAGGCUGGAAUCAAGUAUAUCCCUAGCAACACAUUUUCAUACUAUGAUCAAAUGUUGGACAACACAGCAAUGCUUGGCGCAGUUCCUCCUAGAUAUGGUUGGAAUGGUGGUGAGAUUGGUUUUGAUGUUUAUUUCUCAAUGGCUAGGGGUAAUGCCUCUGUGCCUGCUAUGGAAAUGACUAAGUGGUUUGACACCAACUAUCACUACAUUGUCCCGGAAUUGGGACCAGAUGUAAAGUUCUCCUAUGCAUCUCACAAGGCUGUUGAUGAAUACAAGGAGGCCAAAGCUCUCGGAGUUGACUCUGUCCCUGUCCUUAUAGGCCCUGUUUCUUACUUGUUGCUAUCAAAACCAGCAAAGGGUGUGGAGAAAUCCUUCUCUCUUCUUUCCCUAAUUGGCAAGAUCCUUCCAAUUUACAAGGAAGUUGUUGCUGAACUAAAGGCAGCUGGUGCAACCUGGAUUCAGUUUGAUGAGCCCACCCUCGUGUUGGAUCUUGAGUCGCAUCAACUGCAAGCAUUUACUCACGCCUACUCAGAGCUAGAAUCAUCUUUAUCUGGCUUGAAUGUUCUUAUUGAAACUUACUUUGCUGAUGUUCCUGUUGAGACAUACAAAACACUUACUUCAUUAAAGGCUGUAACUGGGUUUGGAUUUGAUUUGGUUCGUGGAACAAAAACACUUGACUUGAUAAAGAGUGGAUUUCCUUCUGAUAAGUACUUGUUUGCUGGAGUAGUUGAUGGAAGAAACAUCUGGGCUAAUGAUCUUGCCUCUUCACUUAGUACCCUGCAGGCUCUUGAGGGUAUUGUUGGCAAAGAAAAAGUUGUGGUCUCUACAUCAUGCUCUCUUCUCCACACUGCGGUGGACCUUGUGAAUGAAACUAAGUUGGACAAAGAGCUGAAGUCGUGGCUUGCAUUUGCAGCACAAAAAAUUGUUGAAGUAAAUGCCUUGGCUAAGGCAUUGGUUGGGCAAAAGGAUGAGGCAUUUUUUGCUUCCAAUGCUACGGCUCAUGCUUCAAGAAAAUCAUCUCCUAGAGUGACAAAUGAGGCUGUGCAGAAGGCUGCUGCUGCCUUGAGGGGUUCUGAUCACCGUCGUGCCACAAAUGUAAGUGCUAGGCUGGAUGCCCAGCAGAAGAAGUUGAACCUUCCAAUUCUUCCUACCACCACUAUUGGAUCUUUCCCUCAAACCAUGGACCUUAGAAGAGUGCGUCGUGAGUACAAGGCUAAAAAGAUCUCUGAAACUGAUUAUGUCAAUGCCAUCAAGGAGGAAAUCAACAAAGUUGUCAAGCUCCAGGAAGUGCUUGACAUUGAUGUUUUGGUACAUGGAGAGCCAGAGAGAAAUGACAUGGUUGAGUACUUCGGCGAGCAAUUAUCUGGUUUUGCCUUUACCGUGAAUGGGUGGGUUCAGUCAUAUGGAUCUCGUUGUGUCAAGCCUCCUAUUAUAUUUGGUGAUGUGAGCCGCCCCAAGGCCAUGACUGUCUUUUGGUCUUCAAUGGCUCAGAGUAUGACUAAACGACCUAUGAAAGGAAUGCUUACUGGCCCUGUUACUAUUCUGAACUGGUCCUUUGUGAGAAAUGACCAGCCAAGGCAUGAAACCUGCUACCAGAUUGCCUUGGCCAUUAAGGAUGAGGUUGAAGAUCUUGAGAGGGCUGGCAUUACUGUUAUCCAGAUUGAUGAAGCUGCUUUGAGAGAGGGUUUGCCUCUGAGGAAAUCUGAGCAGUCUUUCUAUCUGGAUUGGGCUGUUCACUCCUUCAGGAUUACUAACUGCGGCGUGAAAGACACGACUCAGAUUCACACCCACAUGUGCUACUCGAACUUCAAUGACAUCAUUCACUCGAUCAUAAACAUGGAUGCUGAUGUGAUCACCAUCGAGAACUCGAGAUCAGAUGAAAAGCUUCUAUCUGUCUUCCGUGAGGGAGUCAAAUAUGGUGCCGGGAUUGGUCCUGGUGUGUAUGACAUUCAUUCCCCAAGGAUCCCAUCUACCGAAGAAGUUGCUGACCGUAUCAACAAGAUGCUUGCAGUCCUUGAGAGCAACAUUCUGUGGGUCAAUCCUGAUUGUGGUCUCAAGACACGCAAGUACACUGAAGUCCAGCCUGCUCUUAGCAACAUGGUUGCUGCUGCCAAGCUCAUCCGUACCCAGUUGGCCAGUGCUAACUAAGUGAGUCUACCGGCUGCCAUAAGAUUUAUCUCUCAACCUUUGAGAAGGGAAAAGAAUCUGCCAGAGCGUGAAUAAUAUUUUGGCUUUUCGAUGGAAUCGUUUACACUUCUUUUUCUUCGCUUAGGAGUUAAUUGAUAUAUAUAUUCAUAUCCAGAUCGACCUAUGAUCUUUCAUCUUAAUAUAAUAUUCUAUCUCUUGAUCUCCA
This is a messenger RNA of Theobroma umbraticum, 2671 nucleotides long. Its product is annotated as 5-methyltetrahydropteroyltriglutamate--homocysteine methyltransferase 2-like. NCBI's taxonomy places the organism in Eukaryota, Viridiplantae, Streptophyta, Magnoliopsida, Malvales, Malvaceae. The record is from RefSeq and is a predicted model, not a curated record. Gene Ontology annotation, molecular function: zinc ion binding; 5-methyltetrahydropteroyltriglutamate-homocysteine S-methyltransferase activity.